Diospyros lotus (date-plum) is the source of this 1251-nucleotide messenger RNA. RefSeq names its product polyadenylate-binding protein 2-like. The transcript is spliced from 6 exons. The record is from RefSeq and is a predicted model, not a curated record. Lineage: Eukaryota; Viridiplantae; Streptophyta; Magnoliopsida; Ericales; Ebenaceae. Gene Ontology annotation, molecular function: RNA binding. The coding region runs from base 121 to 714 and encodes 197 amino acids.
CUUUGGCACUCUUCUGUUGGGCGCCGAUUGGAAAUCGUCUUCGAUCGUUUGCCCCUUGGCAUAGACGGACGACACAGAACCGAGAGAGAGAGAGAGAGAGAGAGAGACAGCGCGCGAGAGAUGGAUGGCGAUGUCGAUAUGGCCGGUGCAGAAGAUGGAGCUGUCGUGGAACUGAACGACAUGAAGAAGAGGUUGAAGGAGAUGGAGGACGAAGCCGCUGCUCUGCGUGAAAUGCAGGCCAAGGUCGAGCAGGAAAUGGGUGCCGCUGCUCAAGAUCCUGCCACAGCAGCAGCAAGUCAGGCAAACAAAGAGGAAGUAGAUUCUCGUUCAGUGUUUGUUGGCAAUGUGGAUUAUUCCUGUACCCCUGAAGAAGUGCAGCAGCAUUUUCAGUCAUGUGGAACAGUGAAUAGAGUUACUAUCCGGACCAACAAGUAUGGCCAGCCAAAGGGUUAUGCAUAUGUGGAAUUUCUCGAACCAGAAGCUGUUCAAGAGGCUCUGGUUCUGAAUGAAUCUGAACUUCAUGGUCGUAAAUUGAAGGUAUCAGCCAAGCGGACUAAUAUCCCUGGGAUGAAGCAGUUCAGGGCUCGCCGUCCAAACCCUUACAUGGGAUUCCAACCCAGGGGCGCAUACGCGCCACCUUAUUUCUAUGCUCCAUAUGGAUAUGGGAAGGCUCCUAGGUUUAGAACGCCAAUGCGGUACAGCCCAUAUUUCUGAAAUUCAUAUUUUACUUGAGACAGAAAAGGUCUUGUCAGUUGAGGGAAAAAAAAGAAAAUUAUAUCUUGGUGUUGUCUGCCCUCCUCCCUUAUCAAUGAAUGAAAUUAAUCUGGGAAGAUGAGGAUGGAUAUUUGGAUGUGUCUUUGGGGGUGGUGGGGGUGACUGCCAAAGGGUUAUUUAGUCGAGGUUGCUGCUGGGAACUGUAACUAUGGGUGCUUGAUCGUACCAUGAUUUCGAGUGGUGAAUCUGAAAGCAUAUUUUGAUUUUGGGUUUUAGUUAAAUUGACUUUGUAUUCCAUCGUGGAUUCUCUGAUGAGCUUAUUGCACAAAAGAUAAAUCCCAAUGAUCUGGUUUGGGUAGAGUGUUUGAAGACGGCCCCAGGCUGCCCCUGCCCGAGUUUCAUGCAUAUUAUAUCCAUGCAUCGGCGUUUGUGUUGAUGUUUCGGGCCAAGCAAAUGUUAUUUUGACAUUUAUUUAUGAUGUUUAAAUAUAAUAUAUAUUAUAUUUAACUAAUAUUAUUCAGUAGAGAUGAACAGUAA